Magallana angulata is the source of this 1639-nucleotide messenger RNA. RefSeq lists its product as uncharacterized. The record is from RefSeq and is a predicted model, not a curated record. The transcript has 2 exons. Bases 104 to 1177 code for a protein of 357 amino acids. Lineage: Eukaryota; Metazoa; Mollusca; Bivalvia; Ostreida; Ostreidae.
UUUCCUAACCACUACUCACUGGCUGGUUAUGCACAACAAUCAUCUGACGUAAGGGAAGUGUUACACAUCAGACUAAAUAGCUAAAUCCCACUGGAGUCGAAAUAUGACAACCAAUACUGAGAUACCUACACACAGUCGCCUUGUGCAGUCGAUUGAAGAUUUUUUCCGAUGUGCAGAGCAUAUCGCCCAUUUCGCCAUAAAGAGGCCAUUGGGGUAUUUUCAUCACUACAUCGUAAUAGGUUGGAAUGAUGUUAAGAAGAAAAUCAUUGAAUAUUAUGUUUGCUUUUCAAACAUGAUAAAAGGGCAAGGCGAGGUUGUUGAAAGAAACAUAUCCACCACGGAAGUGGAGGAAGCAAUAAGGUCAAAGAGUCUUUUUGUCAUUGAAGCACCAGAUUAUCCACAGUCCGAAUCCGAAAAGAAAAAAGCACUUAGUCGAUUUUGGGAAAGAUUUGGAGAAAAGGCGUAUUCUUUGGCAUAUAAUAAUUGCGAGCAUCUAGUUUCAUACAUCUUAACGGGGAAUCCAUUUUCAGAGCAGAUAAAAAAGGCUGGUCCUUUAGGAAAACUUUUUGUUGAUUCUUUUGAUAACUGCAUCAGCCAUGGUAAAAGAAACAUGCUGAAAAUAUCAGGAUGUCUUUUAGCAGCAGUUCCUGUUUCUUUUUUCUGCAAAGCUGCUGUAACCACAGUGGUGAAUGAGGUUGGCAAUUUAAUUUCACGGUCCAGCUCCUCACUUCCAGAACAGGCUGUAGACUGUGCUACAAAAAACGUAUGCAGAAAUGCAAGCAAGCAACUCGGUUGUAAAUCUUCUCAAAUCCUAAAAAUAAAAAGAUGUACAAAUGUUGCUCGAAAGGCUAGCAAAACGGCUUUGAAAAAAUCUGCUGCAACUACUUUUCUUAUUACUGGCGCAGUUGAGGGAGCCUUUGCUGCAUAUGAAAUAUAUAAAUUAAGAAAACAAAGGAAACGUAAUCAUAUCAAUAAGAUUGACUUUAAACGAGAGGUCACGAAAAGAGUGUCCGGUGCAGCAGGAGCUACUGUUGGGUCUGUUGGAGCAGGACUUGUCGGACAGGCCAUCUGUCCUAUACCAGUCGUAGGCUUUGCUGUAGGGUCAGCUUUAGGAAAUUACGUCGGGCGUUUGGCAGCUUCAACCCUUUCUGGCCAAAUAGUUGACGGACUAAACUGAUUUGUCUCAAUAACAUGCUUCUGUAAAUACUAAGUAAACUGUUUUUAUGCAUGAAAAUCCAUGCAAAAACUUUUUUCCAUUUCUAUUAAAUGUAGCUGUAUAAAAUUAUUAUAUAAUAUAUAUAUAUAUAUUAAUAUUCAAAAUUUUGACAAAAGAGUCCACAUUUUCUUUAAAAGAAAGUUGUAAAAAUUGUCAACUGGUUUGCAAUAUUGAUUUGCUAUUUCCAGUUUUUUAUGUUGCUGUACAUAGCUCAGCAUUAGAUUAUCAUUAGUAAUAUUUCAUAUUACUAGUACUUAUUUCAUACUUAAAUUAAUGACACUAUUACUGUUCAUGUAUUUAAAAUAUAAUGGCUUCAAAUGUUUAAAGACCUGUAAUAUAAAACGAGUUAUAUUAUAUCUAUCAUUAUUUUGGAUACGAUUAUCAUUAAAUAAUUCUAAUUAAAAUUAAGGUUUGCUUGUUUCU